This is a messenger RNA of Nasonia vitripennis (jewel wasp), 4889 nucleotides long. It is a transcript of the gene shakB, whose product is annotated as innexin shaking-B. Bases 776 to 1897 code for a protein of 373 amino acids. The record is from RefSeq and is a predicted model, not a curated record. The transcript is spliced from 6 exons. Gene Ontology annotation, cellular component: plasma membrane; gap junction. Lineage: Eukaryota; Metazoa; Arthropoda; Insecta; Hymenoptera; Pteromalidae. Gene Ontology annotation, molecular function: gap junction channel activity.
UGCUGCUGCUGCUGCUGCUGCUGCUCGUCUCGCGGAGGAGGCAGCGGCGGCAGCGGACCGCACACCGCCGCCAGUACGAUGCCGCGAGCGCGCCCGUACAAGAGAACGAGACAUCUGGAGCCGACGAGACGACGAGUGUGCAAGCUCGGUGCGGUCGAGCGACGUCGUAGCUAGUCAUCACGCCUCAGCGGGUGUGUGCUGAGUAGCCGCCUGGUGCCCUCGUGUUCUAACUAAUCAGCGACGAGGAGAGGAGGAGGAGGAGGUGGAGGAGGACUGGGAGGAAAAAAUGAGCCGCAGCGCCGAUGCCCCGCGCUCCCCCGGCCGAAUUUGAAAUUCAAACGGAAGCCGAAAUCGCGAGCGGUGCGUGUGUCGCAGCGAUGGCCGGUGGCGAAUGAGGAGCGAGUCGGCGGGCGAGAGAAUGGCCGGCGGCGCGCCGAGAGCAGCAGCAGCCAGUCCAGCGCUGGGCCAGCCCCGAUCGCGGUACGCCAGAUGACGACAGUCCUCGACGAGCAGCCCGAGAAGACGACGCAGACGACUGGAGCGGAAGGGCGCGAGGAUGCGAGCGAUCGUCGAGCGCGCCGCUGCGGAGGCCGACUCGAGUUUGAAUUUCCCGCCGGCCCGGAUGGUGACGGGAGUGUGCGCAGGCGACAGUGCGUGAGAGGGAGAUAGAUAGAUAGAUAGAUAGAUAGAGAGAGAGAGAGAGAGAGAGAGAGAGAGAGAGAGAGAGAGAGAGAGAGAGAGAGAGAGAGAGAGAGAGAGAGAGAGAGAGUCGAAGAUGUUGGACAUAUUCCGCGGCCUCAAGAGCCUCAUCAAAAUCUCGCACAUCCACAUCGACACGGCCGUCUUCCGCCUGCACUACAGCCUGACCGUAAUCCUGCUGAUCGCGUUCUCGCUGAUAGUGACGACGCGCCAGUACGUGGGCAAUCCGAUCGACUGCAUCCACAGCAAGGAUCUGCCCGAGGACGUGCUCAACACCUACUGCUGGAUACACAGCACCUACACCAUCACCGCCGCCUACAAGAAGAAGGAGGGCUACGAGGUGCCCUUUCCCGGAGUCGACAACUCCAGGGCGUACCCCGACAGCGAGCGCAAGGAGUACAGGUACUACCAGUGGGUCUGCUUCAUGCUCUUCCUCCAGGCGAUCCUGUUCUACACGCCGCGCUGGCUGUGGAAGGGCUGGGAGGGCGGCAAGAUCCACGCUCUCAUGAUGGACCUCGACAUCGGGCUCUGCUCCGAGGUCGAGAAGAAGCAGAAGAAGAAGAUGCUCCUCGACUAUCUCUGGGAGAAUCUGCGCUUCCACAACUGGUGGGCGUACAGGUACUACCUCUGCGAGGUGCUCGCCCUCCUGAACGUCAUCGGCCAGAUGUUCCUGAUGAACCGUUUCUUCGACGGCGCAUUCCUGACCUUCGGGAUCGACGUGCUGCGCUUCCUCGAGUCCGACCAGGAGGACCGCGUCGACCCGAUGAUCUACGUCUUCCCCCGCAUGACCAAGUGCACGUUCUACAAGUACGGCGUGAGCGGCGAGGUCGAGCGGCACGACGCCGUCUGCAUACUGCCCCUCAACGUCGUCAACGAGAAGAUCUACGUGUUCCUCUGGUUCUGGUUCCUCUUUCUCGGCGUGCUCAGCCUCUUGACCGUCAUUUACAGGGUCAUCAUCAUAUUUUCACCCCGGACGAGGGUCUACCUGCUCCGGCUGAGGUUUCGCCUGGUGCGCCGCGAGGCCGUCGAGACGAUAGUGAGGCGCAGUAAGGUCGGCGACUGGUUCCUGCUCUACAUGCUCGGCGAGAACCUCGACACGGUCAUCUACAGGGACGUGAUGCACGAGCUGGCCAACAGGCUGGCCUCGAGGCACCACCACAGCGUGCCCGGCGUCAAGGGCGAGCUGCAGGAAGCCUGAUCACGGCGCCGUUUCCGCUCUCCGUUUCAUCAGCGCGGAAGGCGACUGCACGUCUGCACCUAGGCCCGGACUGCAGCAAACCACAGGCUACGCCCCGAACGAGGACCUCCGAGCUCCUUUUACUGCAGCGCGUAUGCGCUCUUGCGAUGGCUAUCGGUGGCAGAGAGAUCGCGAGUAAGCGCCGGCCACGCGAAUCGGAUCCUCUGUAGGGUACAGGUUCAAGACUUGAAUAUUGUGCCGAUACUUCCAUACUUGUCUAGAAGAGAAUAAAGUCUGCAGUAUCAGAGUUGCUCACGACCCACAUAUUAUAUAACAUGUACUUGUGCGUUUAAAUUAAUUGUCGUCGGAUUCUGCCAAAUCGAUCGUAUUUUUGUACAAAUCAACAGCGCAGCCUACAGCAGCUAGACGAGACCAGUUUAAAGCAUAGAAUAAUCGUACAUGGACCGCGUAGGGAAUCGGGUCGGGAUGGAAACUUGGUUGCGCGCACUCGAAACAAUCGCGAGGCUUUACACACACACACACACACACACACACGUGCAUCAGUUGCUCCAAGGAUCUCAGUAAAGAUUUGCGCGCGUAGUAUGCCGAUGAACCUUGAAGAUAGACCAAAGCCGAGAGUCGCAAUAAGUUGGGUCUUUCUGCCACUAUAGCCGGUGUACGAGCCGCAAACGCCAACGAGGCUCGGCACGCAAAGGAUGCAGCGCAGCCUGUGCCACCGGAGAGCCGAAGUUUGUCAAAGUGCCAAAGAGAGACGCUCUGCGAGAGCUGAAAGAACAGCUGUGUGUGUGUGUGUGUGUGUGUGUGUGUGUGUGCGCGUGCGUGCGCGCGCGCGCGCCUUCGCGAGUGCUGUGCACGCAGACUGCGGCGUGAAAGAUUGAUCUCGACUGUGCGCUUGUGCGAGAGUGCGAUUUUCAUAGUGGCGGGUUCACUGCCUGGCCCCUGCGAGUGGCUUGAUUACCUAUGCGUUAAUUGAGUUUACUUCUGGUGUUUCGCUCGAAUUCGCACGCGAUGUAAAUAACUCCGUAGUUUUUCCACUCGAUUCGAGUUGACCGUGUACUUUGUAUACGAGUUGCGCGUCAACUUUCCUCUUCUCGCUCCUCGACAAUUCGCGCUCGUAUAAAGCAACGAUGUUCAAUAAAUCCUGUGCAAGAUUUGAAAUUAGCUUCUGCACGUUCUCCAUAUUUUACUUUGCUGUUUCUUUCUUCCUUCAAUAGUAAACUCGUUCUCCGAGUCUUCCUACGCCCCGGUCCGGGUCUCGCGUAAAGAGUCCAAAAGGCGAAAUGGCGCUUUUCCAAUGAAAAUUAUCGGUAGAUAUAUUUCGUUCUUCACAUACACACACACACACACACACACACACGCGCGCGCACGCACUGUAGUAUAAUGUGCGACACUUGUGUAAUGCGGCUUCGUUCAUGAGAGGGAUAAUGUGUAUAAUCGAAUUGAGGAGUUGUUGGCUCGUUUCUUUUUUUACUGUCCAUGCAUCACAGCAGCAGAGGCGCGCGGUUAUGUAAAAACAGCGGAAUUAAAGCUUACGUAAAAGGGCUAUCGGCAUCGUGAAAAUAUAAUUCACGGUCAAUUUUCUCGCGUUUUUAAAUUCAAGAGCUGGGAGCGCGAGCUGUACAGGUAAAAGCUAAUUCGCUCAGAGCAAUUCGAACGAAUAAUAUCUAAUAGCCGCCGAAACAAGUUUUCCACAGUCCAAGUUGAGCGCGCGAAUUUCGCGAGACAUUAAGCGAAUCAGUAGUACGGAAGACUGAUACAUAAAUGGAACUGCAAUAACUCGAUAAAUAUCUAGUCAGAAUAAGCAACACCAAACCCGCCUUUAUGUCCGAACAACGAAUGAUAAAACUAAUAUAACUAUAAUAUAUCGAUUCCUUGUAACCUUUUGUAUAUCUCGACGAUACUUAACCUGUAUAUGCACAUCGACAACUGGCUAUCGUUGCCGAAACAAUGUCAAAGCGAAUUCGAAUCUUAGCGAAAUUAUUAUAUUAACAUAUGAAAUUGUAUUAAAACUAUACAACGAAAGAGUUAUUAUGUUAUUAAUAUUAUGUAUAGCGUGCAUGAUCUCGCCGACUCGAGUCGAGCCCCGCAUGCACUACUACCAUGCGGGGGAGGAUAUGGGGCUAGUUCGUGAAUUUUUUUCGAGCGUAGGCAACUUAACACAUGAAAUACGCGUAUUACGAAUUUGCCCAAAUCAGUUAUAAAGUUGUUUGCGAUGGUGAGUGCGUAAGCUCGUGACGACAAAAUUUUCGUCUUGAGCAAUACUUUGAAGAUAUCAGUGUUAUUGGCGGAAUCGCAUAUCGCAUGUACGCACAUCACUUGCUGCAGACCAGAACUUCCAGAUCAGCCCAAAGUCACGGGACGAGACUUAAAAAUCACGAGCAAAAGUCCGCGCACAUAGGAAAAGAUUGUAAAAUACGAAAUCGAGCCUGCGCACGGAUUAGCCCCACCCACCCUCCCGCAUGCUAUUGCUAUUAUCGUUAUGAUAAAAGUACGAUGAAUUGCGAUUCGCAAUAAUAUAACGAAAAGUUGAUAUUCCUCAUACAAAGUGCGAGUAUAAUCGAAUAAGAUUAUAUUAUGAUUGCCAUGCGAAAAUUAUACUCCAUACGUUAUGUAGGACGCCGCGUUUGAUAAUUUCACCCGUGCCUUGUGAAGCUUUUAGCCCAUUUGCGUCAACUCGGCUCUUUAUUAUAUAAGUAUAGAGUGUAUAUCGCCGUGCACCGGAAAAACUCGAAUCUAUAAUUAUACAUAUAUAGUGUACGUAAUCGUAUAACUGCGCAAGCAUCAUUUUUACCGCCUAUUCGAUAUAUUGAAAAGAAUUAUGGUACGAUACAGCGUGCAUGCGAUUACUAUGCAGAUAUUAUAUAGUUUUUGAAAUCAUCUACGAUUGUUCUAUAAAUUAUAGAGGGAAAAUUCAAUAUAAACCCAUUGUAGUCAUGUUAUUUCUUAUUCGUCGCAAACGUUUAUUUUUAAAUAAAUGAAAAAUUACUUUUUA